UGAUAAUAGACCCCCAGUGGGGGGAGGGGAGAGCGCAUCCCAGUGCAGGCCCCCCAGGGCGGUGAGCUCUUUGGAGAAGAGACUGUGUCUUCCUAUGCACCGGGACAGCCCCUGGUGCUUCUUCAGUGCUACUGUAAUAUAAGGACAAAGAGGUGCUCUUACACCUGGAAAAGACUAUAAAAGGCUGAUGCCUCUCCUCCAUCUGGUCUUCAAUCCUGCUUCUUACCUCUGGAGGGACUUUGCUACAAACUGAAGCUCUGAACAAAGGACUGAGGACCCAUCCCAGCUUGGGACGUACUCCAGAGACUUGAUUUGAACCUGCAGUUUAUUUCAUCACUGCUACAAACUUAAACCAAGAACUUUGCCAUUACUCAAGAACAUGGCAAAUAAAAAGAUGGAAAUAUUCUCGCCUCUGGAAGCUGUGCAAAUCUGUGCUGUGCUGGAGGACUGUCUCGAUCAGCUUGCUAUUCUUGGAUAUAUUAUGCCAGUUUCCUAUGAGGGCAGGACAGACAUCAGCAAUAUUGAUGCCCAAGAAAUUAGUGAAAUCGUCAAGAGCCAGAAGGAGUUGGGGGUUAAGUUUGAACAUCUCAUGUCAGCAAGGUCAGAGAACAGGCCAACAGUUCCCUCCGAGUCACUGAAGUUCACAGAACUGGGGCAGCAGCUGCAAGAGACAAGUGGAGAUCUAAAAAGGGCCAAUCAUCUUUUUAGUAGGGCUGCAAAACAGAGUGCUGUGUCCUCCGAUAACCUCAGAAAAGUUCAAGCUGAUAGGCAGUAUGCGAGCGAUGUGAUUGCAGAAACUCUGCAGGAAAUGCAGACUUCAGGAACGUUUCAGAGUCUGCUGCAAGCUGUGCGGAGAGAGGAGGAGAGGAAGUCUAACUUCUACACCACCAUCAUCAGGGAGGAGGAAGGAAGGAAGGAGAUAAAGUCCCUCCAGAAACGCCUGCAAGAUGUCAAGAAAGAAAAGGAAUUAGAACUUCAGAACCGGAACGAGAUGAUUGCAUACCUCAAAGACCAGCUUCAAGAAAUGAAGGCCAAGACAGACAUGGAGAGCCGCUAUGUGAAGAAAGACACAGAGCUCCAGGUCUACCAGACCCAGAAAAAGUGCAGCAACGCAGAGAGUGACUUGUUCAAUGAAAUUGAGAAGCUGAGGAUCAAAAAUGAUGAGGAGAUUAGAGUCCACGUGGAGAUUGAAAAUUUCCUCAGGCAACAACAGAUGGAGGUGAUUGUCCCACUGUACUCGGCACUGGUGAGGUCCCAGCAAGAGGACUGUGACCAAUUCUGGGCACUGCACUUUGGGAAAGAUGUGGACAGACUGAAAAGAGUCCAGAGGAGAGCAACAAAAAUGAUCAAAGGUUUAGAAAACCUGACCUAUGAAGAAAGGUUAAAAAAACUGGGCACAUUUAGUCUUGAGGAAAGAAGACUGAGGGAGAACCUGCUAAGUCUUCCAAUGUGUUAGGGGCUGUUAUAAAGGGAACGGUGAUCAACUGUUCUCCAUGCCCAGUAAAGGUAGGACAAGAAGUAAUGGACUUAAUCUGCAGCAAGGGAGAUUUAGGUUAGAUGUUAGGAAAACCUUUCUAACUCUCAGGGUAGUUAAACUCUGGAAUAGGCUUCAAAGGGAGGUUGUGGAAUCCCCAUCACUGGAAGCUUUUAAAAACAAGUUGGACAAACAUCUGCCAUGGAUGGUCUAGGUUUACUUGGUCCUGCCACAGCGCAAGGGGCUGGACUUGAUGACUUCUCAAGGUCCCUUCCAGCCAUACAUUUCUACAAUUCCCCUCCAUUCAGUUUGCCAGCAUUGCGGUAGCUGGCUUUUUCCCCAAAGUCUCUUCUCGAGGACCCCAAAAGGGAGUGCUGGGUGGAACAUCCCAUGCCCUCAUCAUUUUGUUAAUCAGUUAGGACUAAUUUCCGACACCAGUUUUGGUCAAUUGAUUUCCAGUCAUACAAUUCUCUUGUUUACCAGGCAGGAUCUUAACACAGUCCUUGAAUUAUAUCAGGAGGCCUUUUCGUUUGAACUAAUUCAGUCUGUCUCGCUUUAUAAACUUCUGUCCACUUCCCCACAGUUAGGCCCAUAAUGAGGGUACCUUUGUAGGCCCAAUUAUCACAGCAUGUCCUUGUGUCACCUCUGAUGCAACUGUCCAAACAAAGCUUUCCCAGCACUGAACCAGGGCCUUUCAGACAGGUGACUUCUCUGAUGGUAAGUAAAUACUGCUUGCCUUUUAAA
Messenger RNA from Malaclemys terrapin pileata, 2218 nucleotides. It is a transcript of the gene IQCG, whose product is annotated as IQ motif containing G. Gene Ontology annotation, cellular component: sperm flagellum; cytoplasm. Gene Ontology annotation, molecular function: protein binding. Bases 380 to 1456 code for a protein of 358 amino acids. The record is from RefSeq and is a predicted model, not a curated record. NCBI's taxonomy places the organism in Eukaryota, Metazoa, Chordata, Testudines, Emydidae. The transcript is spliced from 10 exons. Gene Ontology annotation, biological process: cilium organization; sperm axoneme assembly.